Messenger RNA from Venustampulla echinocandica, 1095 nucleotides. RefSeq lists its product as uncharacterized. The record is from RefSeq and is a predicted model, not a curated record. The coding region runs from base 1 to 1095 and encodes 364 amino acids. The transcript has 3 exons. NCBI's taxonomy places the organism in Eukaryota, Fungi, Ascomycota, Leotiomycetes, Helotiales, Pleuroascaceae. Gene Ontology annotation, molecular function: nucleic acid binding.
AUGGGCCUCGCAGGGACAAAAAAGCGCAUAAAGCUCUCGCACGACCCAAAUAACACAACAUGGACGAACGACACCGAAGGCUUCGGCCACAAGAUCAUGACUGCCCAAGGCUGGCAGCCAGGGCAGUACCUCGGAGCCAAAGAUGCAGCUCACGCCGAAUUCCACACGGCGGCCAAUGCAUCCCAUAUUCGAGUCAUGAUCAAAGACGAUAACCUGGGCUUGGGAGCGAAAAUUGGAAGUGGUGUCGGCCAUGGCGAAUGCACGGGGUUGGAUGUCUUUAAAAGUAUUCUUGGGAGGCUUAAUGGCAAGGAGGAAGUCGAGUUAGAGCAGGAAAAGAAGUCUAGGGAAGAUUUAAAGAGGGCAAUAUAUACUGAACGGAAGUGGGGGAGCAUAAGAUUCGUUCAGGGAGGGUUUCUGAUUGGGGACAAGAUUCAGCACCUAAUUGAUGGCGAAGUCGAACGGGUACGGAAGCUUGCUGAAGGAUCGACAGAGGACACGAGUGGAUCCAGCUCUGAGUCUGAACUAGAGGAACGUUCUGAGCCUAUUAAGAAGUCUAAGAAAUCUAAGAAGCGGAAAGCGGAGGCUAUCGAAGAAGAGGUUUCCGACGCUGUGGCUGUCAAGGUGAAGAAGUCGAAGAAGAAGGAGAAAUUACAAGCUAACGAAGCGGAGGAUGCUAUGGAACCUUUAGUUGAGGCCAAACUGUCCAAGAAGUCUAAGAAGGAUCGGAAAGCGAAAGAGGAGCCUGAUAAUACGUCAGAUGAGGACUCGAAGCGCAAACAACGAAAGAAGGAGAAGAAAGAGGCGCGAAAGCAGAAGGGAAAAUCAACAUCUGAGGAUCAAGAGGAGGUCAAGGGCAUAAAGAAAUCCAAACGCGAUCGAAAGGCGGCACUUGGUAGUUUACCUACAUCCUCCGAGUCCUCCCAAGUCCCUACGAAGGAAAGCACCCCUUCAUCAACUGUUCCAACUCCGUCGAGCGGCUAUUCAACGCCCAUGAUGCAGGGCCGCCACGCAGUCCGGUCUCGAAAUAUUGCACAAAAGCGGCUUGCAAGCAUGGAUGUAGCGUCAUUGAACCAGAUUUUCAUGAUAAAAUCAUAG